AUGCCCGACGAUCUGGGCGGCCCGGCAUCCCGGACCCCAGCACGGGAGCCACGCAUCACCGCCUUGCAACUCCUGAAGGAGGUCUACCCCCGGGAUGUGACCGACCGUGAGCGUCUGCGUGGCCUGUAUUCCAAGUUCCCGGCCGAUCGGUCCAUCAACCCCACCGGCUGGGACAGUCGCUUGGCCUUUUGGCGGGGCGCCAUCCAGCACCUGGCCCUGGCUGGGGUCUUUUCCGAGGCGCCUCCGGCAGACGGCCUGCUCCGGCCGGCUGUGCCCCCAACCAAGUCCACCCCCGCCCCCGGACGUCGAGCGGCUUUCUGGCGUGCGGUCUCCCUCACUCGGCCGGAUCUCUUGCAGGCCGGCUUCGAGGGCGCCCUUGGUGAGGACGCCCAGGCCGCAUGUGCCCAGGUGGCCACCGAGCUCUUGGCUCGCAGCGAUGCGGACCUCGAUCCGGGGCUAUGGCCAUCGGCCGUGGCACCUGGCGAGCCGGAAGCCACUGGCCCCGGGGGCGUGGCCUCGGCACAUGCCCCGGGCCCCGGUGGCCUUUCAGCGGCCGGAGGCCUGUGGCUCCCUCCUCCGAGCCUCGGCAGCCGACUUUUGGUCCCCGGUGCACCGGACUCCUUGGCCGCAUACUUUCUCGAUGCCGGAGCCCGGCCAUUAGGCAUGGCUGUUGUCCUGGAUGAACUGGUUGCCGAAGGAUCGCUCAUCCCGCCGGAAUACUUGCUCCAGGUGGCGCAGGCCAGCUCCGAUUUCCUGCUGCGCGACGCGGACCAUCACCACAAGCAUGCCAAAGGCGGGGGGUCGAGUCCCCUGCUCCAAUGGCCCGGGGCCCUUCUCGCCCGGCUGCUCGGCCACCAGUCGAGCCCGAUUGGCGCUCACGAUGCCGUGAAGGCCGCUGCCGGCCGGGCCGCUGCCGGCCGGACCACCGGCCACAAGGCCCCCGUUCGAUCAAUGCUCGUCAGCCGUUCGGCGGCCCGAGCCCUUGGCCAUGCCAUCUGCCAGGCACAUUGGUAUGCCUACCAUGUGGGGCAGGGGGACAUGGCCGCUGCCAGGGCCGUGCUUUCCCGGUCGCAGGCCGGGCGCCCGGCUUUUGGCAUUGAUCCAUCCCAACUACCGGCGGCCCUCGCAGCUGACGGCCAUACCAUGACCGCGCGACUGGCAUACUGUCGAUAUGCCCGAGCGCUGGGCUGCGUCGGACGUCGGCUCGACUUUGAUUUGGGCUUGCUGCAGCUGGCCUGGGAUGGCUUGGUCACCCUGGAAUUGGCCGCCGCCACCACUCGCAAUACACCCACCACAACUGCCGUGGUGGUGACCUUCCUUGCCAGCCCCGAUGCGCCGGAUGCCGGGCCGGUGCUCCACCAGCCGACCGCCGAGACUCGCGAGCGCCUCCGGCACCAGAGCAGCCAAACGGCGGCGGCCAUUUUGGAGGAUCUGGACGCCGGGCUGACCCUGCGUGCCAGCGUGCACGAAGCCCUGGCCACUUGCUUCGAGCAGGAGGCCCGCCGGGCCCUGGCCGGGCCAGGCUCGCGCGCGCGCCAGCUUCAACCCGCGCGUAUGGCCCUGCGCCAGCGCCAGGCUGCCCUCUCGCGGGCCGAGGCGUGCCGAUCUCUCGGGCUGAAUGUACUGAAUUCCCGGCAGCAACUCCUGGGAGCUGUGGACUUGGGCAGCAGCUUUGCCGCCCUGCGGGACAGUUCGGCCGUCCUUCGCUCGGUGCUCGGCCCCGGGGGCGCAGAUCGAGCUCUUUCCGCUGCCGACGACCUGGUCGAUCAACUGCAGGAUCUCUCCCUCCGAGGGGAGGAGGCAGCCCAAUCGUUGGCCCUCCCGGGGGAUGCCUGGCCAGAUGACGAGCUGGCGGCUGAUUUGGAAGCCGAGCUGGCGGCCCUCCUCGAGUCGGAGGAGGAGGAGGACUUUUUCGAUGCCCUCGAGGGGCCCAUGCCGACAAGCACUCGUGCCCCGGCUGGCGGACCCGUUCGCACGCCGUCUCCGCCUGCCAAGGUCCUGGCUCGUCGCCCAUGCAACAACGGCCGCAGCAGCCUCAACAUCAUCAACAACAACGGCAGCAGCCUCAACAUCAUCAACAACAACGGCAGCAGCCGCAGCAGCAACAGCCGCAGCAACAACAACAACAACCAGCACCGGCGCGGCCCCGGCCUCAACAAGCUCGCGAGCGAGCAUUCGCAUCGUAGACAUGGACCUCACUUACAUCUGUAG
Molecule: messenger RNA, 2211 nt
Organism: Fonticula alba
Lineage: Eukaryota; Rotosphaerida; Fonticulaceae
Exons: 5
Coding region: 1-2211 (736 amino acids)
Source: RefSeq, a predicted model, not a curated record